GGGCCGCGUCCCGGGAGCUGGCGGCAUCUCCUGUCAGACGCCGGCCACCCAGAGCUCCUGUCACCACCUCUGCGGGAUGAUCCCAUCCCGAGGGCACUGUCCGCUGGGGCUCGGCCGGGCUCCGGGAGACCGGGGUCGGGGUGAGCGGAGAGGAGUCUUCCACGCAAAGCUGUCAGGGCUCGGAGCCCUGGGGUAGCCCAAAGGCCAGGAGGGGCAACCUUGGGGCAGAGGCCGCGACAUCCCUCGCGACCCCACGGAGGCAACCGGGAGAGCAUUCGGGAGACUCGAGCUUCCCCCGCUCUGCGCGUCACGCCUGGUCGGACCGGGUCGCUUCGCCCCGCGUUAGGCCCACCACCAGGACCGGACCGGACGGGAUGCCGGCGGGGGUCCGGCGCAGAGAGGAAGGGCGGGCCGGCGGGCGCCCCACUGCCGGAAGGGGCGAGCCCCGCAAGCAGCGCUCCCGCCCCAGCCGGGCUCACCUUCAGGUCGUUCUCCGGUACACCUUGACCCCCCCUGGAGACAGCCCCUGUGCUCGGGUUGGCCACAGCUGUUCAUAUUUACCCCCAGUCGGUGACGCCAAGAGAGGGAAGGUCUUCAUUGUUGGGGGAGCAGAUCCAAACAGGAGCUUCUCAGAUGUGCACACCAUGGAUCUGGGAACACACCGGUGGGAUUUGGCUGCCGCGGAGGGCCUUUUGCCCCGUUACGAGCAUGCCAGCUUCAUUCCCUCUUGUGCACCUCGUACCAUCUGGGUGUUUGGAGGUGCUGACCAGUCAGGAAAUCGAAAUUGCCUACAAGUUCUGAAUCCUGAAACGAGGACUUGGACCAUGCCAGAGGUGACCAGCCCUCCACCAUCUCCAAGAACAUUUCACACAUCCUCUGCAGCCAUUGGAAACCAGUUGUAUGUCUUUGGGGGUGGAGAGAGAGGUGCCCAGCCUGUGCAGGACGUGAAGCUGCAUGUGUUUGACGCAAACACUCUGACCUGGUCACAGCCAGAGACACUUGGAAAACCUCCAUCCCCCCGGCAUGGUCAUGUGAUGGUGGCAGCAGGGACAAAGCUCUUCAUCCAUGGAGGCUUGGCAGGGGACCAAUUCUAUGAUGAUCUCCAUUGCAUUGAUAUAAGUGACAUGAAGUGGCAGAAGCUAAGUCCCACUGGGGCAUCUCCCACAGGCUGUGCUGCCCACUCAGCUGUGGCUGUGGGGAAACACCUGUAUGUCUUUGGAGGGAUGAGUCCCACAGGAGCCCUGGAUACAAUGUACCAGUAUCACAUAGAAAAGCAGCAUUGGACCUUGCUUAAAUUUGAUAAUUUUCUACCCCCUGGACGAUUGGAUCAUUCCAUGUGUGUCAUUCCAUGGCCAGUGAUGUGUGCUUCUGAGAAAGAAGAUUCAAAUUCUGUCACUCUAAACUGUGAUACAGAGAAAGGGGAGUCCACCAAAAAAGGAGUGACCCAAGGUGGUGAUUUACAUGAGGAAAGUCAGACAGACACAUUGCUCUGUUUUGUGUUUGGCGGGAUGAAUACAGAAGGGGAAAUCUAUAAUGACUGUAUUGUGACUGUAGUUGACUAAUAAAUUCUACAUUUUUAUUAAAUGACAAACUUUCAGGAAAGUUAAAUGAAACCUUA
Molecule: messenger RNA, 1618 nt
Organism: Mirounga angustirostris (Northern elephant seal)
Lineage: Eukaryota; Metazoa; Chordata; Mammalia; Carnivora; Phocidae
Gene: RABEPK
Product: Rab9 effector protein with kelch motifs
Exons: 7
Coding region: 375-1562 (395 amino acids)
Molecular function (GO): protein binding
Source: RefSeq, a predicted model, not a curated record